AGUAAGCAAGUAUCACAAUAUGGCCACUGGUGUUACAUCAGUUGACUGCCACAAACAAGUUAGAUCAUGGAGAUUGCUACGUUCUCUCAUUCGUCUACUAAUCCCAACUUGUAACUCUUCCACCAUUGUUGAAGACCAAGAUGCAACAAUAUCAAACAAAAUUCUCCAAAACACCAAAUAUUCAUCUUCACUCAUAUCAUCCAAGUCCCACACAAUCACAGGCACAAUAUUUGGAUACCGAAAAGGAAAAAUAAAUUUUUGUAUUCAAUCAAAUGCUAACUCCAUAACCCCAAUUCUCCUUCUUGAACUAGCAGUUCCAACAAACAUUUUAGCUAGGGAAAUGAGCAAAGGAACGCUACGAAUCGCGCUAGAGAGUAGUAGUAGUAGUAACAAUGGAAGAUCUUCGUCAACGGUUUUGUCGACGCCUUUUUGGACUAUGUAUUGUAAUGGGAAAAAAGUUGGUUAUGCUGUUAAGAGAAGGCCUUCUAAUACUGAUUUUGAAGUGUUGAAUUUGAUGCGUUCGGUUGUUGUUGGAACCGGAGUAAUGAAGUGUAACGGAGAAGAUGAUGAUGAUAAUGAUGAAGUUAUGUAUUUGAGAAGUAGUUUUAAGAGAGUUGGUGGUGGAUCUUCUGAAUGUGAAUCUUUUCAUUUGAUUGAUCCUGAAGGUGAUAAUAUUCAUCAAGAACUAAGUAUUUUCUUUUUAAGGUCAAGGUGA
Molecule: messenger RNA, 715 nt
Organism: Trifolium pratense (red clover)
Lineage: Eukaryota; Viridiplantae; Streptophyta; Magnoliopsida; Fabales; Fabaceae
Product: protein MIZU-KUSSEI 1-like
Exons: 1
Coding region: 20-715 (231 amino acids)
Biological process (GO): hydrotropism
Source: RefSeq, a predicted model, not a curated record